ACAUAGUACCUAUUUAAUUUAUUAGGUCGUAACCUACGCAUUUAUUAGAAACAAAAUAAUUAGACGCGUACGUCUACAAAUAAAAUUUUAUCCGACUUAUUAGGCAUUCACGAAAACUAACUGAAUAUUUUUUACAUAAAACGACUUCAAAAUAUUGGGUUCGAACAUUCUUCAACAACUUACGUCAUAAUGUUUUUCUUUUCAUUUAAAUUAGUAACCUUUUGCCUAAAAUCUAUCUUUAAGCCAUGAAAAGGGGCAUGUAUCACUAUUUGCAGAUAAUAAAUGUGCAUGUCAAAUAUAGUCUGUAAUUUUUUUUUUGUUUCAUAAGUCAGCAGUUAACAGGAACCUUUGUUAGCGAGCCACUUAUCUGAAACGUUAUCAGGAACCGGUGUAACUUGCUCCAAAAGUUAAAUUUGGCAAUUCACCCCAAUGCAACGUUUACAACUAUUUCAGUCUUGGGAAAAUAUUCAUAACUCAACAAUGAUUUAAGUUUAUACGGUCUACUCCCAGCUAUGUAUAUGUCGUGUGACAGGGCAUACCUACAUGUAUCCGUGCACUUAUUUAUUCAAAUACUUCUUUUCAUUAAAGGUAAGUAUUAAAUAAGGUACUCGCGUACAGAAUAAUUUAUAGAUUAAAAUAUUUAACAGUUUCCUUACAAUAGUAGGUAGGUACACACAUAUUUUGCGGCAGUAACAAUGCCGUACAAUCGUCGCAUAUGAAAGCAUCAAUAAAGGGUAUUCUUCACUAUUCUUCAUUAAUUAUAUUGAGCUCUAUGAAUUUAGUAUAGAUUCGGCCGAAAUAGUGUGUGUUUUCAAUGCCAUUAUUUAAAUAAUAUUAAUUUAUUUUAAUUAUGCCAAUGUUGAUCGGUAAUUUAUAUUGAUAUUGUCAUUGUAUUAAAUAGAACAAAGGAAUAAAUAAAAAUAUUAUUCAAAAAUAUAUUUUUAAGUUUAUGUUUAAUUUGACUGUACUUACCAGUACAGUUCCAGAGCUAAUUAGUACUUAGUUCAAAAGACUUUGUCUUCAGUUUGAGUAAAAGACCGUGCAAUGACGCAUCAGUCCAUAAAAUUAAAAUGUGUGCGAUGGUGUUUCUUACUAGCAACGAUGCAGAUGGUCGAUCUCGUGAAUGCCAAAUCUCCACACGUUGUUUUUAUAAUGGCCGAUGAUAUGGGUUGGAAUGACGUGUCAUACCAUGGAUCGGAUCAAAUAUUGACGCCCAACAUAGACACCAUCGCAUUCCGGAGUGUGAUCCUGCAACAGUACUACAGUGAGGCCAUCUGCACCCCCGCCAGAACUGCCCUGCUCACGGGGAAAUAUCCCAUGAGAUUAGGUAUGCAUGGACCACCUCUAUUUAACGGAGAGGACCGCGGGAUACCUCUGACAGAGCGGCUUUUACCCUCGUACAUGAAAGAGUUGGGAUAUACUACUCACCUUGUGGGGAAAUGGCAUGUAGGGAUGUCUCGACCAGAAUACCUGCCCACUGCGCGAGGGUACGACUCGCACUAUGGACCGAGAGGUGGAUUCGUUGACUAUUAUACGUAUAACAAAGUGGAGACAUGGCCGAACGGAUAUUCGCUGUUUGGGCUCGAUCUAUUUGAUGAUAAUAUACCACAAGAAGAUGAAGAACGUUACAUUGUUGAUGCGCUAACUGAUAGAGCCGUCAGGAUUAUACAUCACCACAAUGCAUCGCAGCCACUGUUUCUCCACCUCACACACACCGCUCCCCAUGCGGGCAACAUCGGUGGGUUGCUGCAGCCGCCACUCAACUCAACGGUCCAAAACCGGCACAUUGCUCAUUCGGACCGUAGACUAUAUGCAGAGGUUGUCCAGAGUCUUGACCUUAGCGUUGGGAAAGUCGUCAAAGCACUAGAUGCGAAAGGUAUAUUGAAUGAUACUAUCAUAAUAUUCGUAUCGGAUAAUGGAGCUCCAACGAUUGGCAAAACGAACAAUUGGGGUGUCAACUUGCCUUUUAGGGGACUAAAAGAAACCGCAUGGGAAGGAGCUGUUAGAGUUCCAGCCUAUAUUUGGCACUCGUCAUUCAAGCCAAGAAUAUGGGACGGGUUAAUGCACAUCACUGAUUGGUUACCAACUCUAACCACAGCUGCUGGCGGUGAAUUCAACGGAAAAAUUGACGGAAUUAACCAAUGGGAUUCCAUCGUACAGGACGGCGAAUCAAGCAGAAGAGAUGUGCUUUUAACUUUGGAAGAUAAUGAUCUCAACAGGUUUGCUUCAUAUAGAGCUGGUGAUUACAAAAUUGUAAUAGGAAAUGUUACUGGAAUGAAUAAUGAUUAUUAUGGGGAGAAAUUUAUUAUAAACAAAAAAGCCCUUCCAGCUUAUUAUCCGGCUUUAAAGUCUUGUGAAGUUGCAAGAGUAUUUGAAAGAAUGGGAAUUGUUUUGGACUAUAAUGAAGUAUUGUCAAUGAGAAACGCUACUGUUAUAAAACAGGAGGACAAGGUGAAAGACCGCACGCUAUGUGUACCAACUCCACGUCGUGGUUGUCUUUUUAACGUAAGACGGGAUCCUAUAGAAAGCCAUGAUCUUUGGGAUAAGGAACAUAAAGUUGCUGUGACGUUGACCAAGCGUGUCCUGGGUCUUUGGGCUAUGCAAGACAAAAGAGGUCCUACAAAUAUACAAGUUCAAGCUGAUCCAGCCAACUUUGACUACGUAUGGACUCCUUGGAUUCACGAUGGCAGUGAGGGAAACUCUGGUACACAAAGCAACAGGAACUCAACAUCAGAAAGUUUAGCUAAUUGCGAUAACAAGAGGCUAUUAAGACAUUUAUUAUGUAAACUAAAAGUUACCGGCCAUGGAAUUAAUUAGAAAUGUAACUUCUGCAUGGUUAGAUGCGUACUUAAUUGUUGACAUUAAUACAAAUAAAAAACAGCUUUGACUAGAGCAAAAGUGUUAUUAGUAUUACUCAUCAUUACUAUUUAAUGAUUUAUUUACUGAUACUUUAUUAACGACGUUUGUUAAGAAAUAAAUAAAUUACUAUAAAUACAAACUUGUAUUUAUUAACAAUUUUCAGCACGGUUAAACAUAUUUUGACAGACUGAAUAAUGUAAGUACGUUAAAAAUUUAAUUUUGUUCUUUUUGCGUCGCAAUGAUGUUGAAACGAUCUAAACAAUAAAAUUAGUGUACCUACCUAACUAUUAGGUUUUCUCAAUGGUAUCACUCGGAACUCUUUAAAAUAUUUAUAUGCUACCGGCAAAAAAAAUACCACAUAUUACGCGUACUUUAACUUGCCUCCAUAGUAAGAGCUGUAGAGUUUCGUUUUAUUAUUUAAUACAAUAAUACAUAAUCUGUGCCGGUCCACCUAGCUUUUAUUUCAGCUUUUGCUUUAAUAUUAUGUAAAUCAUUCCAAAAAGGGUUUUUAGGGUUCCGUACCUCAAAAGGAAAAAACGGAACCCUUAUAGGAUCACUUUGUUGUCCGUCCGUCCGUCUGUCAAGACCCUUUAUCUCAAGAACGCGUGAUCGUAUCAAGCUGAAAUUCACAUGAAAUACUCAGGUCUAUUGUCCCUUUAAGCUGUGAAAAUAUCAAACUUCUAAGCCAAGCCAAUCAAAAGAUACAGCCGAUUAUGUCGAUAUUUUCAACAAAUUUUCGACACUCGCAAAGGAAUCAAAACCUACAGGAUACUUCCCGUAAACUCAGAAACUUGAAAUUUGGCAUAAAGCAUUGUCAUAUAAUGCAAAUAUAGGAAAAAUUGCGAAAAUCACAUUUUUUUAGUUAUAUAAUAUAAUAAAAAUAUUUUAAUAAAAUGAAACUUACUA
Ostrinia nubilalis (European corn borer) is the source of this 3765-nucleotide messenger RNA. RefSeq names its product arylsulfatase B-like. The transcript has 9 exons. Lineage: Eukaryota; Metazoa; Arthropoda; Insecta; Lepidoptera; Crambidae. The coding region runs from base 1045 to 2817 and encodes 590 amino acids. The record is from RefSeq and is a predicted model, not a curated record.